AUGCGCCGAGCGAGGCCCCCGUGGGGCGCCGCGACCCUGAGGAGCGCGGCCGCCGGGAGGCGACGGUAUUGGAGGACCGUGGGGCAGCCGGAGGGCAUCGUGUCGGAACAGGACACGGACCAUCAUUUCGUGCACCGGAGCACCAUUCCUACCAUGCACUUCCAGCCCAGCUUGCCCAGAUUGCCAAUUCCGAAACUAGAGGAUACUAUCAACAGAUAUUUAGCCGCUCAGAAUCCGCUGUUGAACGAUGAACAGUACAGAAAUACUGAGAAAAUUGCCAGAGAAUUUGAAGCUGGAGAAGGCAAGUUCAUACAUCGUGAUCUUCUUGAACAUGAUAGAAUCAAUAAGCAUACAAGUUAUAUAUCAGGUCCCUGGUAUGAUAUGUAUCUUUCUGCAAGAGAUCCAAUUGUUUUCAACAGCAAUCCUUUUAUUUCUUUAAAUCCUGAUCCAAAACCAGGAUACAACAGUCAAGUAGUGAGAGCAACAAAUCUGGUUGUAUCAUCAUUAAAGUUUCUGAACUCCCUGAAGAAUGACUAUUUGCGGCCAGAUAUAUAUUAUGUAAACCGCAAGUGGGGUCAGAGCAAAAUUUUCAAACAUUCCAUCCGUAUUCUUCCACCUACUUUAUCCUGGUAUGGAGCAUAUUUGGUGAAUGCUUAUCCUUUAGAUAUGUCACAGUAUAAGUCACUCUUCAACAGUACCAGAAUUCCUAAUUUAAGCAAAGAUACAUUGUUCACAAGUGAAUUUGCAAGGCAUUUAUUGGUGAUGAGAAAUGGUCAUCUAUAUGUUUUUGAAGUAUUGGAUCCUUUUGGUAAUAUUCUACACCCAUCCGAAAUCCAGGCUCAUUUAACACAAAUAAUACAUGAUGCUGAUCGGUUACCUAGGUCUGAACUUUCCUACUUAACAACUGAAGAAAGAAAUACUUGGGCAACUGUAAGACAGCAACUUGUCCAAAAAGGUAAUGAAGAAAACCUAAAGAAAAUUGACAGUGCAGUCUUUUGUCUUUGUUUAGAUAAAACCUCCCCACAAGAUGAAAUUGAAAUUACUCAUUGUUUUCUUCAUGGAUAUGGUUUCAAUCGCUGGUUUGACAAAUCCUUCAGUCUGAUAGUCACUGGUGAUGGCACUGCAGGAGUUAAUUUUGAACACUCUUGGGGAGAUGGAGUUGCAGUUCUACGUUUUAUUAAUGAAGUCUAUAGAGACAGUACAGAGCACCCAGCUCUUGUACCAGAUGCCAGUCCAGCUAUUUUUGUUGCAUCAUAUGACAAACUGGAAUUUAAUGUGGAUCGCACAAUAACAUCAGCUAUAAAUGCUGCCCGUAUAAAAUUUGAUGAAAAAAGGAAUCAGUUUUGUGUUAAAUCAUUGAAGUAUAAAAAGUUUGGGAAACAGUUUACAACAAAACAAAAAUUGAGCCCUGAUGCUGUGUUUCAGCUUGCAUGUCAGAUGGCUGUCUAUCGCCAGUAUGGAAAAUUACUUCCUUCUUAUGAAGCAUGCAGUACUGCAGCUUUUAAACAUGGUCGCACUGAAACAAUUCGGCCAACAUCUGUGUACACAAGAAAAUGUACAGUUGCAUUUGUUGAUGAACGAGGAAAGCACAGCAUUGAAGAUAUGAGAAACAUGAUUGCUGACUGUUCACAGUAUCAUAGACGCUUGCAGCUGGAAGCUACAUUAGGCCAAGGAUUUGAUCGCCAUUUAUUUGCCUUGAAGUACCUUGUCCAGCGCAGAGGUGGACGUAUUCCUGAUUUUUAUAAUGACCCAGCCUACAAAAGCAUAAACCACAUUAUAAUUUCAACUAGUACACUAGGCAGUCCAGCAAUUAAUCAUGGUGGGUUUGGACCAGUGGUACCAAAUGGUUUUGGCGUUGGAUAUAAUGUGUUUGAUACAUGGAUAGGAUGUAUUAUAACUAGCUAUUUAGAAGAAGACUUAGAUGGCCUUUUGAAAUGUCUUGAGUAUACUCUGGAUGAUAUACUUGAUGUUUUAGAAGGAAGAGGCCUUUCGUAG
Molecule: messenger RNA, 1995 nt
Organism: Elgaria multicarinata webbii
Lineage: Eukaryota; Metazoa; Chordata; Lepidosauria; Squamata; Anguidae
Product: carnitine O-palmitoyltransferase 2, mitochondrial-like
Exons: 5
Coding region: 1-1995 (664 amino acids)
Biological process (GO): fatty acid beta-oxidation
Cellular component (GO): mitochondrion
Molecular function (GO): carnitine O-palmitoyltransferase activity
Source: RefSeq, a predicted model, not a curated record